Salmo salar (Atlantic salmon) is the source of this 4422-nucleotide messenger RNA. Its product is annotated as dermatan-sulfate epimerase-like protein. NCBI's taxonomy places the organism in Eukaryota, Metazoa, Chordata, Actinopteri, Salmoniformes, Salmonidae. Gene Ontology annotation, molecular function: chondroitin-glucuronate 5-epimerase activity. The record is from RefSeq and is a predicted model, not a curated record.
CGAUCGAGGACAAUAAAAUGUCUUUGGGUGUCUGUGAUUGGACCGGUCAUUGACUGGGGCUGACUGAUGUUUUUCCAACAGGAGAUAUUUUGGUGAGAGAUCUAUACGAGUUUGUUGCUGCUCGCGGGAGGAGAUUCCAGUAUCUCCAUGCGCCGCACUCAACACUGUGAGGUUAGAAUACGUGACCGCAAAAACAGUUUUAUGGAUAUAUUCUAAGUUAAAAUGUUCUCGAAUAUUUUUGUAAAACUGCUGUUUCAUGGUAUUUACAUUUCAUGGUGUAGUACAGAUGUGCACACCUACUCAACUAUAUUACUUCUGUGUUUUCAAAUCUUUCCAAAUGGACAUUGUGCGUUUUUUGUACCCUAUUGGACCGGAGUAGCCUAUACAGUAGGCUUCUAAUACUCUAGUGCUGUCACGCUCUCACCUCCUGACAAUUCUUCAUGCAGACGGGUAUUGUUGAAUGCAUGUCAUUUUUUUGUUAAACAAUAUAGUCUGUAGUUUUUUGUAGAAUGUAAAUUGAGAGUUUGAUAUUUUUUCUGAUAAUAUCCGAAAACAUAUAUAAUUUGAAUAUGUCUCCAAAAUACAUUUCUAAUGUUUUUGGAAAAGACUUGAAAUUGUUGUUAUCACUAAGGAAAAUAAUUUUCCAUUCAGCCUUUAAAAAGGGAUGAUAAUAUAAACAAAACAAUGACAAAAAUGUCUUGGACCAUGGUAAAAAAGUGGAUUGGGUGCAAUAUAUUUUUAUUGGCACUCUUGGCAGUGGGAAUGGCAUUUUCCGGUGUCUUCAACACUUCAGACAAAGAUAUUUUUACGGAUGAUUUGGUGCCUUUCAAACUCACUCAGGGCAAAGCAUCAGAGCAUCGAAAACUUAAAUCUACUGAUUCUCAUCCCAACCUAUAUUUCAACCAAGUGAAUGUACAGGUUUUGAGGCAAAGAUCCUCCAGCACACACAGCCACAUUUUCAAAGUAAUCAGAGCAGCGGUCAUGACCAUGCUAUCCAACAUGCCCCUUUACGUACCCCCUGCAAAACAUGAGGAGUUUACUAGCAAGUGGAAUGAGAAAUACGGGAACAACCUACCCCCCCUCGCUCUGUAUUGUCUGCUGUGCCCAGAGGACUCAGGUGCCCUGCAGUUUCUUAUCAAGUUUAUGGAUAAAAUGGCAGAUUACCCGUCCUGGAAGGUGAUCAGCGCUCCCAAUGACGAGGUGCCCAUGGCACACUCACUCACUGGGUUUGCCACAGCCUAUGACUUUAUUUACACUUUCCUUGAUGAGCACAGACGGGAUGUUUACCUCAAGAGAAUUCGGUCUGAGACAGAGGAGCUGUAUGAGACGUCUAAGUAUAGGGUUUGGGGGAAACAGUAUCUCCAAAAUCACCAAACCACUAAUAUAUUAGCUAUCUUGACUGGGGCUAUUGUGGUCGGCACACAUGACGACCCAGCAACAAUGGUCUGGAAACAGGUAUCAGUCAAUUAUAUGGAGAAGACCAUGUUUCUCCUAAACCACAUUGUGGACGGGUCACUAGAUGAGGGUGUGGCUUAUGGAAGCUACACGGCCAAGUCUAUCACGCAGUAUGUGUUCUUAGCUCAACGUCAUUUCAACAUUGACAACACACAGAACAACUGGCUGCGGGAACACUUCUGGUUCUACUAUGCCACCCUGCUGCCAGGCUUCCAGAGGACCGUGGGCAUCGCCGACUCCAACUACAACUGGUUCUACGGCCCAGAAAGCCAGCUGGUAUUCCUAGACACAUUUGUUAUUAGAAAUGGCACUGGGAACUGGCUCGCCCAGCAGAUUAGAAAGCACAGGCCCAAGGACGGUCCCAUGGGCCAGUCUUCUGCCCAGUGCUGGACUACCCUUCACACGGAGUACAUCUGGUACAAUGCCCAUCUCACGCCACAGCCUCCCCAUGGCUUUGGCAAAGCCAGGAUGCAUAUUUUCUCCAACUGGGGUGUGGUGACGUAUGGAGCUGGGCUGACCAAUGGUCAGGGUAAUACAUUCGUCUCGUUCAAAUCUGGAAAGCUAGGUGGCCGUGCUGUGUAUGACAUUGUUCAUGCAAAGCCAUAUUCAUGGCUGGACGGCUGGAAUAGCUUCAACCCAGGGCACGAGCACCCGGACCAAAACUCCUUCACUUUUGCCCCUAACGGACAGGUAUUUGUGUCUGAAGCACUUUACGGGCCUAAGUACAGUUAUCUGAACAAUGUGCUGGUGUUUGGCCCCUCUCCCAGCAGCCAGUGUAACGCCCCAUGGGAGGGCCAGCUGGGGGAGUGUGCUAAGUGGCUGCGCUGGACAGAUGAAGGGGUGGGAGAUGCAGCUGGGGAGCUGGUCGCUGCCUCCUCCCAUAGAGACACCAUGUUUGUGAGCGGGGAAGCAGUGUCUGCCUACUCACCUGCCAUGCGGUUAAGGAGUGUGUACAGGGCCCUGGUGCUGCUCAAUUCCCAGACCUUGCUAGUACUGGACAAUGUCGAGAAGUGGGACGAUUCACCCGUCACCUCACAGAGUGCGUUCUUCCACAACCUCGACAUAGACUUUAAAUAUGUCCCCUAUAAAUUCAUGGACAAGUACAAUGGGGCGUUGAUGGAUGUGUGGGACGCCCAUUAUAAAAUGUUCUGGUUUGACAGUCAGGGUCUCAGCCCAGACACUAGGAUACAGGAGGCAGAGCAGGCGGCAGAGUUCAAGAAGAGGUGGACACAGUAUCUUAAUGUCACUUUCCCCAUGAGGGGCACAGUAACCAGAGUGGCCUAUGUGAUGCAUGGACCUUAUGUCAAAGUGUCCAACUGUAGAUUUCUGGACAAUAGCAAAAAUGGUGUCAGGCUAUCUCUAAUUAUAAACAACACAGAGAAAAUAGUUUCCAUUGUAACAAACUAUAAAGACAUAGGAGCAAGAUUAAGUUAUUUAGGAUUUGGGGGUUAUGCCAAAAUGGAGGACAGACAUCAGAUAAUUCGAUAUGGCCUGGGGAUGCAACUUGUUCCCAAACAAAACACAGGGGACAAUCAGCUGUUUGAUUUUGGAUUCACAGUCAAUGUGAUAGCAGGGGUGAUACUUUGUGUUACUAUUGUUUUUUGGACUCUGCAGAGAAGGUUCUAUGUGUACUUCAGUAGACUAAUGCGCUAUGUUCUCCUCUCUGUGCUCAUACUGUGGAUAGCUGAGAUGUUGUUUGUGUCGAACACCUGCGAUCAACUCCUCUGUGGCGUCAAAUGGAAAAGUGUCAGCACUGAUCCAGAGGUCAACAAACAAAUCAGACUUUAUGAUCAGCAUCGCUUUCCCCUGCCAACUGUCGUCAUAACGACCCUGCCUGGCUCGGGAUCGGAAAUGCUUAAGCACCUUUUUGACAACAGCUCCGACUUUGUUUACAUACGGGUCCCCACGGAGCACGUAGACAUUCCAGAGACCGAGUUUGAAUUUGACUCACUGGUCGAUGCCUGCGAGUGGUCCCGAUUGGACGCCCUGCGCGGACGCUUCAAGAUCAUUCAGGGCUGGCUACACUCUCUGGUCCACAACACCAAGCUGCACCUGCAGAACAUACAGCUGGUGGAGAGUAGUAAGGCCAAGCAGCCCCAGGGAGCCCCAGGCCUUGGCAGGGACAGGAGGAAGAGGACCAGGAGGAAGGAGCCUGCUGCGGAGCUGAGGGGCAAGAUGAGAGGCAGCCUGGACCGGGACGCAGAAAACGUCAGGGAUAUGAGGCUCCAUGUCAGUGAGUACCCCAACGCCCGUGUGGUCCUCAACAUGAGGAGUGGCAGCUGGGGGCUCAAACUCCCCUUCAUUCAGGAGGUGGUGGGCCCGUCCCUGAGGGCCAUCAAUAUAGUCAGAGACCCCCGGGCAUGGAUCUAUAUCAUGCUCUUUAACAGUAAGCCCAGCCUUUACUCCCUUAAGAACAUUCCCCAACACCUGUCCCUGAUAUUAGAGGAGGAUGGUUGCAGUACCAGAGACGGGUGCUCAGCCUCAGCCCCGGAGUUCAGAAUGAUCCGGAGGCUCCUGGCCCACUCCGAGGUCAACUCUGUCCUCCUGCUGGCCCACCUGUGGCUGGCACACACUGCCGCAGUGCUCAGGGUCAGUGGGAGCCUCCCAGUAGAGGCAUAUCUCCAGGUAAGGUUUGAGGACAUAGUCACUUCCCCCCAGGAGACGGCUGAAAGGGUACACAUGUUCCUGGCGGUGCCAGUCACACCGGCGGCCCUCAACCAGCUCAUCUUCACCACCUCCACAAACUUGUACAACUUGAUGUACGAGGGGGACAUAUCACCAGCUAACAUUAACAUAUGGAGGCAGAACAUGCCUCGCAAGGACAUCAGACUGAUAGAGGACACAUGUGGGGUGGUCAUGAAAAGACUUGGGUACUCCAGGUUUAUCAGCUAGUUACCGCUACUGCUGCAGGUCAGCUGAUAUGAGGUUGUCUUGUUUGUAGCUCUAAUAUAGAAUUUUGCACUGACC